Molecule: messenger RNA, 552 nt
Organism: Perca fluviatilis (European perch)
Lineage: Eukaryota; Metazoa; Chordata; Actinopteri; Perciformes; Percidae
Product: histone H2B 1/2-like
Exons: 1
Coding region: 16-390 (124 amino acids)
Cellular component (GO): nucleosome
Molecular function (GO): protein heterodimerization activity; DNA binding; structural constituent of chromatin
Source: RefSeq, a predicted model, not a curated record
ACCAGAAUUGUAACCAUGCCUGAACCAGCAGUGAAAGCAGCGAAGAAGGGAUCCAAGAAGGCGGUGGCCAAGACCGCCGGCAAGAAGGACAAGAAGAGGAGAAAGACCAGGAAGGAGAGCUACGCCAUCUACGUCUACAAGGUGAUGAAGCAGGUUCACCCCGACACCGGCAUCUCCUCCAAGGCCAUGGGCAUCAUGAACUCCUUUGUGAGCGACAUCUUUGAGCGCAUCGCCGGUGAGGCCUCCCGUCUGGCUCACUACAACAAGCGCUCCACCAUCACUUCUCGGGAGAUCCAGACCGCCGUGAGGCUGCUGCUCCCCGGGGAGCUGGCCAAACACGCAGUGUCUGAGGGCACCAAGGCCGUCACCAAGUACACCAGCUCCAAGUAAACCGACCCGCUGCCUUAAUCCCAUCAAACCAACGGCUCUUUUAAGAGCCACACACUUCUUCUGUAAGAGCAGAGUUUCACAUAAGCAUGAAUUUCACUGAUUUAUAAAGGGUUUUUAAUGUAUAUAAUUACUUUUGAGUACGUAACUAUCGUCUGCCGACAA